Messenger RNA from Vicia villosa (hairy vetch), 682 nucleotides. RefSeq lists its product as uncharacterized. The coding region runs from base 152 to 682 and encodes 176 amino acids. Lineage: Eukaryota; Viridiplantae; Streptophyta; Magnoliopsida; Fabales; Fabaceae. The transcript has 2 exons. The record is from RefSeq and is a predicted model, not a curated record.
ACAACAACAACGAAUUUUCACUCGGUUUCUUCUUCUCGCGGCAAUUUCCGAAACAAAAUAUGAACAACGAUAGCAGCAACUUGGCCUCACUCUCGCUCUGGGUUCUCUCUUACGAAAUGCUACCUCUUUCUCCUUCGAGGAACAACAAACUAUGACGAGCAACCAUGGCUCGAUCUGGGUUACUCUCAUUCAAGCUCUCGCGAGUUCUCUUUGUGAACAACAACAACAGCAAGUUUCGGUUCGAUGCUUGAAGACAAACUCAAGGUUUUUCCUUUCAAUUUCGUUUUCACUCUUGUUUAACAGUAUAGCAAUAAUAACUUAUGCUACUUCAUAUGUUUCUGGAAAUUUUUCUAACAGGAACUAUGUUCAUAACAGCAACGAUAUUUUUGAGAGUAAGAGUUGGAUUGACUUACCUACGGCAAGGAGACUUUUGCCGGUUUUGAUGUUGAGGUACAAUCAACGGUUAAUGGAAAUAUGGAGAGUGAAAGAAAAGAGGCUUACCUGCGGCGAAGAUGUUGAAGAUUCAUCUAUGGAGGCUCGAAGACGGGAGCCAUCGUUGAAGGCUGCUAGCAAGCAAGGUAUGAAGGCCUUCCCUCUUCCUCCUUCUUUUGUAUUUUGUAACUUAGAAGUUACAGAACAUUGGCUGCCUUCUCCCCUCCUUUGUAACUAUGGAACUUUUUGA